AAUAUUUUUGAAUCCGGCCCGUACGUACGCGCGGUCUAUAAAUCAUGAUCUCCUUUCAUUUAUUCGUAACACGCAACUCAUGAUGAACGGUUUUAGUCACCACAGAUUAGAAGGCAAGGUAGCCAUAGUCACCGGUGGCGCUAGCGGAUUUGGUGAAAGUACGGUGAGACUCUUUGCUAGACAUGGUGCGAAAGUGGUGAUAGCGGACGUUCAAGAUGACUUGGCUAUUUCUCUUUGUAACAAAAUAGUCUCGGAAUCAGGUAACAACAACGUUAUUUACGUUCAUUGCGAUGUUACUCAAGAUUCGGACAUGAAGCACGUGGUGGGCACGGCCGUUUCCACGUUUGGAAAACUCGACAUCAUGUUCAACAACGCGGGUAUCACAGGAAACCUUGAUUUCACAAUCUUGGACUCCGAUAACAAAAACUUCAAACGUGUGUUUGAUGUAAAUGUGUUUGGAUCAUUUUUAGGAGCUAAACAUGCUGCUAAGGUUAUGAUACCGGCGAAACGUGGUGUGAUUUUGUUUACUUCAAGUGUAGCUUCUGUUCUUGCAGGCGAGUCUCCACAUGCUUACACAAUGUCUAAGCAUGCGGUUUUAGGGUUGAUGAAAAACUUGUGUGUGGAAUUGGGGCAAUACGGGAUUAGGGUUAAUUGUAUUUCACCAGGGUCUGUCUCAACCCCGUUGCUGACAAAUGCAAUGGGGUUGGAAAAGACCAUGGUGGAUGGUAUUGUGUGUGAAUCCGCGGUGUUGAAAGAGGUGGUGCCAACGGCCGAGGAUGUGGCCGAGGCGGCAUUGUAUCUGGGGAGUGAUGCGGCUAAGUAUGUAACUGGUCUAAACUUGGUGGUUGAUGGUGGUUAUAGUACCACUAAUCCAACUUACUCUAGGGUUAUUAAGCAAACGUUUGAAAAUCUUGCCAAAAAGACAUAGUUACUUUGAGAUUGUCCCAUUUAUAUUUAUCCAUUAUUAUUUGGGUUAGUUUCAAUAAUACUACUCCAUAUUUAUGAUUGUAUUGGUUUAACAUAUAUUGGUCAAUUUGAUCGUUGUUAUAUAUGUUUUUCAUUUCUUGUA
Messenger RNA from Erigeron canadensis, 1069 nucleotides. Its product is annotated as secoisolariciresinol dehydrogenase-like. NCBI's taxonomy places the organism in Eukaryota, Viridiplantae, Streptophyta, Magnoliopsida, Asterales, Asteraceae. The transcript is spliced from 2 exons. The record is from RefSeq and is a predicted model, not a curated record. The coding region runs from base 80 to 928 and encodes 282 amino acids.